AUGCCCAGCAAGCUUUUCCGCAACGGGCGGAUCCUGACAGAAGCUAAUGCCAAAUACGAUACACCAGUCCAAUUUGCUGAUAGCAUGCUGGUUCAAGAUGGGAAGAUUACCGCCAUAGGAUCCUAUCAGGACAUUGCAGAUGGUAUCGAAGACCUCGAAAUCCAUGACCUCCAACAGCGUGUCGUGCUACCGAGCUUUAUUGAUGGGCAUAUGCAUCUUCUACUUCUCGGACAGUCCCUCCGCAAGUUGGACCUUACUAAAUGCACCAACCUGGUGGACAUCCGGUCAACAAUCAAGUCAUUUGCUAUUGCAAACCCGCAGGUGGAUACUAUCAUGUGCAGAGGCUGGAUGCAUUUUAUGACUCCGGACGGAGUAACAGCGGAUCUGAUCGAUGAUAUUGACCCACGACCUAUUUUUAUCGACAACAGUACUCUGCACUCAUGUUGGUGCAACUCAGCUGCAUUGAAGGUCCUGGAUAUCGAAGACAUGCCUGAUCCCGCAGGAGGCAAGAUCCAUCGGUAUGCCGACGGCAAGCCUUCUGGUUUACUCGAUGAAGGGGCUAUGAUGUCUAUCAUCUGGCCGUUCCAAGCAAGGUCGUCUCCCAAAGGGGAACGCAUCGAAGCGAUCCGCGCCGCCAUCGAGAAAUACAAUGCUGCUGGCUAUACUGGUUUAGUAGAGAUGGCUAUGGAUGAGGAAGCCUGGGAUGCCUUGGUAACUUUAUUUGGAGAGUCAUAUCAAGCUAUUCGCAUCGCGGCAUACUGGCUCAUUAGGCCCACCACAGAUAACAAGGAGAACCUAAGACAGGUCCAGCGUGCAGGCGAGCGUAGCAGAAAGUUCAAUAGUUCGACCAGCCCUAAUUUGCGACUUGUUGGUGUCAAACUUAUUUGCGAUGGUAUCAUUGAUGCUUGUACUGCGUAUCUCUCGCAGCCCUACUCCCCACUGCCGUCCUGCUUCCCGCCUCCUAUCUGGGAAACGGAGUACCUUGAGCCUGUUGUCAAUGAAGCCAACGGUCUUGGGUUACAAAUCGCACUCCACGCUAUUGGAGACGCCGCAAUCAAGAUGGCCAUCGACUCUUUAGAGAAAUACGGCACUCCAGGGCGCCGCCAUCGCAUUGAACACUUAGAGCUUGCAUCACCAAGAGACGCUCAACGACUUGGUGAGCUUGGCCUUACAGCAUCUAUCCAGCCCGUCCAUGCCGACCCAUCAAUCCUGCAAGACUGGCCAAAACUUCUAGGCGAAGACCGCUGUUCUCGAGCCUUUGCCUAUCGCGAGUUUGCAGACGCUGGUGCUCUCAUGGCACUAGGAAGCGACAGCCCUACGUCACCUUGGCUACCCAUGCAUAACCUCUAUGUGGCAACCACGCGCCAAUCGUCUCGAAAACCAGGCUAUGGAAAACCUGUUAACGAGCAUUUUCGGCUUGGCCUUUGCGAGGCUAUCGUUGCAGCGACUGAAGGUGCCGCACGAAGUGUAUUUGAGGACCGGACAGGAAGUCUAAAAGUCGGGAAGUUGGCAGACUUUGUUGUUGUUGAUAUGAGCCUAGACCCAAGCAAGUUGCUGGAGGCAAAGGUUAAAGAAACUUGGUUUGAGGGCCAACGUGUUUGGAUCGAAACGGCAGAAGUGGCAAAGUAG
This is a messenger RNA of Fusarium venenatum, 1629 nucleotides long. RefSeq names its product amidohydrolase 3. The record is from RefSeq and is a predicted model, not a curated record. NCBI's taxonomy places the organism in Eukaryota, Fungi, Ascomycota, Sordariomycetes, Hypocreales, Nectriaceae. Gene Ontology annotation, molecular function: hydrolase activity, acting on carbon-nitrogen (but not peptide) bonds.